AUGUCAAGAAUAUAUUCUGUUUCAGAUAUUAAGCUACUUAAACCCAGUAAACUCCGCAGCUGGUUUAAUAGUGGGUCAUCUACAGGCUUUGGAAAAUUUGCUGUAGUAGACGUUAGAGAAUCCGAUUAUGUUGGGGGCCAUAUAAAAGGAUGUUACCACUAUCCGGCUGGAAGCUUCGAAACGAGUUUAGGAGAUCUUCAAGACAGACUAUUGAAGAAUGAGAUCAACGAUGUAGUUUUCCAUUGUAUGUUAUCGCAGGCGAGAGGGCCCAAAGCGACGUUGAGAUUCAUGAGAUCAUUAAAAGAUGUGGUCGAUCCUAAAAAGCGUGAAUUUUUCGAUAACUUGAACAUAUGGGUAUUACAGGGUGGGUUUUCAAAAUGGCAACAAGAAUACGGAGAAGAUGCAGAAGUUACUGAAGGCUAUGACAAAGAAUUAUGGCAAUUUGGAAAUUUUUAG
This is a messenger RNA of Debaryomyces fabryi, 456 nucleotides long. RefSeq names its product phosphatase. Lineage: Eukaryota; Fungi; Ascomycota; Pichiomycetes; Serinales; Debaryomycetaceae. The transcript has a single exon. Gene Ontology annotation, cellular component: cytoplasm; nucleus. The record is from RefSeq and is a predicted model, not a curated record. Gene Ontology annotation, molecular function: protein tyrosine phosphatase activity. Bases 1 to 456 code for a protein of 151 amino acids.